Molecule: messenger RNA, 732 nt
Organism: Symbiodinium natans
Lineage: Eukaryota; Dinophyceae; Suessiales; Symbiodiniaceae
Source: the annotation of a GenBank genome assembly
AUGGCGCUUGUAGCACCCAGCCUGCUGCUUACGGGCGGAUCAUUGGGCAGUUGGGAGGGUCCCUCGUGCAGACGACGACUCCGGGUCAGGUCUUCCCAGGCACCGUUCGGCCACCUGGCAACGGCGGCUUCUUGUGUAGUGCUUGCAGCCUCAUCUGCGAAGGCAGGGCGGGACGGCGGCCGGAAAGAAAAGAGAUGGCGACAAGAGUCGCCGUUCACGUAUCCGAUGUCUAAGUGGCGAGGGCAGACCGGUCGUGGCAAGAAAGGUCACUUCCAUCUGCUCGACAGAUACAUUCGACGCAUCGAUGCCCUCCUUCCAGAGGACAUGGAGGACCUGGUAAGGCCACUGAGUUACAAGCCGAACCAGGAGCAGACCACCAGGACUCUGAAGAUCACUUUCCCCGACGAAACUGUCAAGCCGGAUGGCGUUAAGGCUGAGGAAGUGCGCGACUUCCUGUUUCCCCUGGCGCCACAAGACGUAGCCUUGGGCUGGCAUGGAGAGGGAGGUGCGGAGGUCUACGUGAUGUUCGAGACAAACGAGGAAUGCCAAAAUGGACGGAAGCUCGAUGGCCAAAGGCUGGGCGGUCGCCAUGCUCAAGUGCGGUACUCCGUCGACAACAAGUUUCGUCGGGUCAUGGAAGAUUUGGGCCACUGGUCCAUGAGCAGCGACCAAGAGCAGGACCAAGACAGCUGCGGCUGCACUUGUUCUGCUGGGUUGAAAGUUCGUAGUUGA